This is a messenger RNA of Pocillopora verrucosa, 1405 nucleotides long. RefSeq names its product exosome complex component RRP43-like. NCBI's taxonomy places the organism in Eukaryota, Metazoa, Cnidaria, Anthozoa, Scleractinia, Pocilloporidae. The record is from RefSeq and is a predicted model, not a curated record. Gene Ontology annotation, cellular component: cytoplasmic exosome (RNase complex); nuclear exosome (RNase complex). Gene Ontology annotation, biological process: TRAMP-dependent tRNA surveillance pathway; exonucleolytic trimming to generate mature 3'-end of 5.8S rRNA from tricistronic rRNA transcript (SSU-rRNA, 5.8S rRNA, LSU-rRNA); nuclear mRNA surveillance. Gene Ontology annotation, molecular function: mRNA 3'-UTR AU-rich region binding.
UGUAAUUAGGACAUCGAAGAAAAUGGCGGCGGAUUUCAAGACUGCACAGCCAUUAGAAUAUUACAGGCAGUUUCUGAAGGAGGAUGUAAGGCCAGAUGGUCGUGCACUCUUAGAGUUUAGAAAAACGAUUCUCAAUGUUGGUUCUAUAUCGACAGCCGAGGGAUCGGCUUUGGUUAAAGUUGGAAACACGACAGUUGUCUGUGGAGUCAAAGCAGAGUUUGCUGUGCCAAGUCAGGAUAAACCAAAACAUGGUUUCAUAGUUCCUAAUGUAGAUUUACCUCCUCUUUGUUCCUCCCGUUUUCGCCCGGGUCCUCCUGGUGAACAAGCACAAGUUUUGAGUCAAUUUCUGGCUGAUGUUAUCUCCAACUGUGAACCAAUCAAUCUGGAGGACUUGUGUAUUGUGGAGGGCAAGUUGUCAUGGGUCCUGUAUGUGGAUAUUAUGUGUCUUAGUUAUGAUGGAAAUAUAACAGAUGCAUGUCUCAUAGCUGCUAUUGCUGCCCUCCUAAACACACACCUUCAUUCAGUGACAAUAGAUGAAGAAACACAAACUCCAUUACCAUCUGAAGAGAGAGAAGUUCUGUUGAACCUCAGGGCACAUCCUGUCUCUGCUACACUUGGUGUAUUUGAUGACACAGUAUUGUUUGCUGAUCCAACAGAUGAAGAGGAAAAUCUAGUGACUGGAAUUGUGACAGUAGUUAUCACAGAUGAUGAUAAAAUUGCAGCAGUUCAUAAACCAGGCGGAUCACCCCUAGUGGAUGAUAAACUACAGGAAUGCUUCAAAGUGGCAGUGAAAAGAGCAAAAGAAGUCAGAGAUCUUGUACAAACAGCUUGUAUAAAUGUUGACAGAUGAUACAACAUCCUAUAGAAUCUUGCUAUUAAAAAAUAUUCUCUACAUACAUAACAAUGACUUCAUUCUUUGAUUCAAACAUUGGUAGAUUUUGACGAAAAAGUCCAAGAUUGUACGUUAGUGUCUAAAGUUGCAUGCUGGUGUCCAAAUUUGGACGGAGGUGUCUGAACUCCAAAAGUGUUUGAAAUUGGACAGUAGUGUCUGAAAGGGGAUGGAAGUGUCUGAAAUCCAACGAAACAGUACAACAUUGUUCAGAACCAUUUAUCUGCGGAUGUUAGUACUCUUUCCAGCAUUUUUGGGUCUAACAAUCAACUAGUUUUCACUGGAAACAGUAUAAGAGAUCGCAAACUUUACUCUUGUUUUCCAGUAAUAAACUCCAUGAUGGGGAAGGAUUCUGACUUUAUUCUACCAAUUGUAGUAUGACUCUAGGACUAAAUAUAAUGCUGUCAUUAAGAAAAGAGGGAUGAGUCAGGUACCAGAGGAUGUGCACUCUUUUGCUCUAUUCCAAUUUAAUAUUGACAUAUACAUCUCAGCCAGGCUACAUCAAUUAUUGAAUCU